Messenger RNA from Ilyonectria robusta, 1398 nucleotides. RefSeq lists its product as uncharacterized. The record is from RefSeq and is a predicted model, not a curated record. Gene Ontology annotation, molecular function: DNA-binding transcription factor activity, RNA polymerase II-specific; zinc ion binding. The transcript is spliced from 2 exons. Gene Ontology annotation, biological process: regulation of transcription by RNA polymerase II. NCBI's taxonomy places the organism in Eukaryota, Fungi, Ascomycota, Sordariomycetes, Hypocreales, Nectriaceae. The coding region runs from base 1 to 1398 and encodes 465 amino acids.
AUGACUCCAGCCAGAGGCUCCCCGCCUUCUACCCCCGAGUCUGCCGGCUCCAGUGCCGUGCCACCACGCGCCGAGACUGCCGGCCGAGUGCGACGCCCCCAUCGCAAGUCCCGACGGGGUUGCAGGCCGUGUAAAUCGAGUCGAAUAAAGUGCGAUGAAAUCCUACCAACAUGUUCAAAUUGCGCUAGGAAGGAGAUCAUAUGCGACUACUUUGAGACUUUUCGCACUUCAGUCAACCAGCCCAAGCAACGCAUCAUGAUCCCACCUCUUCGCCGGAGCUCUCCCGAAGAUGCGCCUCCUCUUCCUGUCCGUCAAAAACCGUGCGAGCGAGAGCUGCCCUCACCAACAACCACAUGUACUCUCUCCGAGGAAACACCGCAUAGCAUCUCCGCGCUUCUCGCCAACUAUUGUCCUGCGCCUGUAUCGGUUAACACCCCCACCGAUCGACUUCUUGAACUUCGUCUCCUUUCCCACUACCAAGAAAUGAUCUCCCGAUCGUCAAAGCCCCAAGACUCCUGGUCCAUCUGGAACCUUGACAUGGCCAUGAAAUCACCACUCGUUAUGGAUUCCCUUCUCGGCUUCACGGCAUUCCAUCUCCGGCGCCUUGGAAACCGUGACUGGGGUGUUCGCGAAGCAUCGCACAGAUACAUGGCGCGGGCCAUUCGUUCCCACAAGGAGGAAUCACGGGUAGGCCUCAGCGAUGCCAAUGCCGCGUCACUGAUUUCGUCUUGCGCCUUCAUUCUGUUUCAUACGAGCACAAACCAGGAGUACCUUCACUCCGUAGCUGGACCUCAGUUACCCUUGCACUGGUUUCGCCCUUGGCAGUCUGCAAAAGGGUUCUUCGGCCUCAUGUGGCCGUGGUUCCAGACCAUUGAAGUUGGCCGGGACAUGGGAUUGCGAUUUGGUUUGCAGUAUUAUGUAUCAAUGGAGAAUGUCUCCGAUAAGUUUGAUUUUUUGCUUCAAGAUAUGGAGCCUGAGUGCAUGUUGGACCAAGAAAUGAUGACAGCCUACCGGCAAGCUGUCUGGCAACUUGCCUGCAUCCAUGGCAACCCGGAGCACCGAAAAGUACUUCGAUUCCCGGCCUUGGUUACGCCGCGAUUCGUCGAGUUGCUAGAAGCCCAGGAUCCGAGAACCCUGGCCAUCGUUGGUUACUUCUUCAUGUUGGUCAAACUCGCCACUGCGCUGUGGUGGGUUGAUGGAGCAGCGGAGCGGGAGUUUGCUGCCGUCAUGGAGUUUCUGCCCAAGGACUGGUGGCCGGUAAUGGAUUGGGCAGUCCGGGUGUUUGGAUCGACUUCGAAUCGAGUAUCAGUGGCUCAAAAGGAGUUGGCUUUCGGCGACAUAUCAGAUACGGAAUACCCAGAUUGGCGAGCCCACCAGAUUUCCCAGGCUAGAUCGUAG